UGGCUUUUUAACCAUCGCCUUGUCCCUUUCUUGCCUGGUCUUCCCUUUUUUGUCUUCUUUUCUUCUCCAUACCUCAUUCUUUCCAUUGCUCUCACGGACUCACACUCCAGGCCAUGAAAUACCUCUCCAAGCUCUUGGGCACUUCCAAGGCCGGAGAGUCUCCCCCAGAGGCCACCGCUGAUCUCCAGGUCGAUGGAAAGGUCGCCCAAUACCCGGAAGAGGGCGGCCAGCAAUCCAGCAGCGAGGAGGAAAUUGCAGAUGGUGUGGAUAAUUCCAAUCCGCAGUAUGGUGUCCGCAGUGCUGCCGCAGCACUGAAGGUGUGGUCCAAAUGGCAGCUCAUUACCGUCUAUGUCAUAAUGUGGCUCAUCGAGUUCCUCUUGGCCUUCCAGAGCGGCAUGGCUGGCACACUCAACAACUACGUUACCAGUGCCUUUCAGAAGCAAUCCUUGACGGCUACAACCAGCGUCAUCUCCUCGCUUGUUGCCGGCCUCGUCAAGCUGCCCUAUGCAAAGCUCAUGGAUAUCUGGGGCCGUCCGCACAGUUUGGCCAUCAUGAUCGUCUCCAUCACCAUCGGGCUCAUCAUGAUGGCUGCGUGCAACAAUGUCGGCACCUAUCUUGCUGCCCAGAUCUUCUACUCGACCGGCUACAACUGCAUCGAUUUCUCCAUUACUAUCUUCAUCGCAGAUACCUCGUCCCUGCGUAACCGAGCGUUCGUUAUCGCCUUCGUCUCCUCCCCCUGGAUUGCCACGGUCUGGGCCACCGGACCCGCGGCACAGAGCGCCCUGGAGACCAUCGGCUGGCGCUGGGUCUUUGGCAUCUUCUCCAUCCUCGUGCCCGUGGUCUGCUUCCCGCUCUGGGCCCUGUUCUACUACAACCACUGGAAGGCCGAGAAGGAAGGUCUCAUCGUCCGUGAACGCAGCGGAAGGACGUGGAUGCAAUCGUUCAAGCACUACAUGAUCGAAUUCGACGUCGUCGGCCUCCUCCUGCUAGCGGGUGGUCUGGCACUGUUCCUGCUGGCCUUCAACCUCUACUCGUACCAACCAAAACAAUGGCGCGAGCCAUUCAUCAUCGCCUUCAUCGUCGUCGGGGGCGUCCUCAUGUUCAUCUUCGCCCUCUACGAACGCUACCUAGCCCCCGUCACCUUUAUCCCCUGGGAUCUCCUGAAGAACCGCACCAUCAUCUUCACCUACAUCAUGGUCGCCAGCUUGUACACCCCCUACUACAUCUGGGACGACUACUUUUACGCCCUUCUUAUCGUCGUCUUCAACACAGGCAUCACCGUCGCAACGUACAUUGGUAACAUCUACUCCGUUGGCUCCUGCUUCUGGUCCAUCGUCUUCGGGCUCAUCCUCCGCUACAACGGCCGCGUCAAAUGGCACGCCGUCUUCUUUGGCGUCCCCAUCACCAUCCUCGGCGUGGGACUGAUGAUCCACUUCCGUUUCUCGGACAGCGGUAUCGGCUACAUCGCCAUGUGCAUGAUCUUCGUCGCCUUCGGCGGCGGCACCCUCGUUAUCUGCGAACAGAUCAACGUCAUGGCUGCCGCACCGCAGAAAUACGUCGCCUCCGUUCUUUCGCUCGAGUCUAUGAUCACCUCCAUCGGUGCUGCUGUCGGGUCUACCAUCUCCUCUGCCAUGUGGACGGGUAUCUUCCCCAAGAAACUCAUCGAGUAUCUUCCCGCUGAUGCACCCUUCGCGGAGAUCUACGGUAGUCUGGUCGUGCAGACUUCCUACCCGCCUGGUUCGCCCAUUAGGACCGCUAUUAAUCACGCCUAUGGUGAGACGCAGCGGUAUAUGCUUAUCACUGCUACGUGUAUGUAUAUUAUUACAUGGGGGUCUGUGUUGUUUUGGCAGGACUUCAACGUGAAGAAGAUGAAGAAGCAGAAUGAUCGGCUUUUCUAGGUUGUUUGUUUAUUUAUUUAGAUAUAGGUUUGAGCGGGUUGAUGUGGUGUUGGUGUUGUUAUGGUUGGGGUACAUGAAGUGAUGAUGCAUUUUCUUGAAAUGAUAAAAGUUUCACAUAGAGAAAUGGCUGCCUUUUCCACCUCCACAUCUGCCUUCCAGUGGUUGAGCCACUGCUUGUACUAGUCGUUCCCUGGACUAGACAUAGUCCGCGUCUGGGGUCGUUCCAUUACAGCCACCCAGCCUCAGGUAAGCAAAGGGUAGACGUCCAGAAUGGCACCGGGAGAGUGGAACUCAAAG
Molecule: messenger RNA, 2195 nt
Organism: Monascus purpureus
Lineage: Eukaryota; Fungi; Ascomycota; Eurotiomycetes; Eurotiales; Aspergillaceae
Source: the annotation of a GenBank genome assembly